AUGAACUUGGAACGAACACCACCUCCGGCAGGUGCGUCUGCAUCUGAUCCUCCUGUAGAUUCAUCUGUGGUGGAACCUUCCGCAUGUCAGGUUUGUCACAUCACUAUGACCGAAGGACUGGAAUGUUUGAUUUUGAAUGAAUGUUCGCAUCCAUUUCAUAGACAGUGCAUAGAGGAAUAUUUGUCAAAUGCGUCAGAGUGUCCCGUUUGUAAGAAACCCUGUCAACUUAGCGAGUUGAGAGUUUUGAAGAUUGUCCACAGAUCUGUGCCGCCAUUUAAGGGCAGUCAGAGGGGCAAGGGCAGAGGCGCAAUGCCAAGGCAUUAUCAGACUCGUAGUACGACGCGUGAAUUUCAGGAUACACAGUAUCAGCAGUUGAAUCGUAGUUUGGAUUUUCCGAGUACACCUGAUCGAAGUAAUUUACAGACCAAUCCAAGUCGGGGAAUUUCUCCCGCUCGUGGUUUAUCUCAACCUGCGGCAGUUCAUUCUGUUCAAAUUCAUGCUGCUUCAGCUCAUACGGCUCCAAUGCAAUCUGCUCCGAUUCAUACUGCACCAGUAUUGGUGGAUUAUAGUAGAAUUGACCAAUUGAUCGAGACAAAUUUGAGUAGGAUGCUUCAAAAUAUGAACUUUGCACCUCCUGCUAAUGCAAAUCGUAAUAUCCCUUCUUCUCAAAGGCCUCUGAAUAAUUUGAGUCAGACUAUGAACAAUGUCAGUGACGAGAAUAUAAGGUCACAUCAAUUGUCCAAAGUUGGAAUAUUAAAUUUGACGGGUCUGCGAAUGGACUUGGUGUGGAGGAAUUUUUGUACAGGAUUAUUUCUCUGA
Molecule: messenger RNA, 819 nt
Organism: Stomoxys calcitrans (stable fly)
Lineage: Eukaryota; Metazoa; Arthropoda; Insecta; Diptera; Muscidae
Exons: 2
Coding region: 1-819 (272 amino acids)
Source: RefSeq, a predicted model, not a curated record